Messenger RNA from Culex quinquefasciatus (southern house mosquito), 5317 nucleotides. RefSeq names its product vang-like protein 1 (gene Vang). Gene Ontology annotation, biological process: multicellular organism development; Wnt signaling pathway, planar cell polarity pathway; establishment of planar polarity. The record is from RefSeq and is a predicted model, not a curated record. Bases 855 to 2546 code for a protein of 563 amino acids. The transcript has a single exon. Gene Ontology annotation, cellular component: plasma membrane. Lineage: Eukaryota; Metazoa; Arthropoda; Insecta; Diptera; Culicidae.
UCCACGCGAGCCGAGUCCGCGUUCACCGCCUUCACCACCGUUGCUCACCUUUGCACAAACCGAAAAUGGAGUAAAACAAAGAUGGAGGAAGGAAUUUUUGGCCGUCGCGAACCGUAGAAAGUUUUGUCCGUAUGCGGUGACGAUCGUGCUGAAUCGUGAAGGAGUUAUCGGGAAACGUUGCUGCGGGGUGCCCACAUGAGAUUGUCAGUGAAAAUUGCAGUGAUGUGUUGUGUGUUUAAUUGAAAAUACGUUUUUUUUUUCGACUGCCUUUACCGCACCCCCCGUACGGAACGAAACGGAACAGUCAUCAAUGUGUGUGAUGUGGUGUGGUGAAUAAAAGCGGACACCCCAAAAUAUCUCAGCCGUGCAAUUAAAUGUAAACAAUUUUCCUGCCGUGAGCGUUGCAUAAGUCCAUCGUACAUCUCAAUCUGUCAAUUGUCGAAAUGGAAUUUCUUUCCAAAUCAUCGAAGCAAACUGGUGUGGCUCCUUGAUGGCAAAAUAAGUGGACUCGCGCCGUUGUUGGCUGGUCAGAAGAAAAGUUGAAAGAGCAAGCGAAAAAGUAGUCGCAUAAGAAGUAACUGUAAGGGCAGGUUUGGCUGCUCGCUCUCUUUUUUACACAUAUACACACAUCUCGGCUACGGGCCACUUGCUCUUGUGCCGCUGUUCCUGGUACGGUGGGAGCCACAGUAGCAGUGGAGCGAAUCAAUUUGUUCUAAGCGCAUACCGUGAGAGUUUACGUCGUGGAGGUGUUGCCCGUACGACAACAAUUUUCCAAUUAGUCAUUGAAGCAUUCCGGGGACCGUUCCAAGCCAAUGCCAGCCCUCAGCGCAAGAAGUUCAAUAUUGGUCUGAGCCAUGAUGGAAACCGAAUCGGUCAAGUCGGAACCGAGCAGCAAGACGACAAGUAGGCGUUCGAGAGGACAUAGCGGAAACAAUAGUAGCACCCUGGGCUCACACAGGGAUCGGACGAGGCACUCACAUCGAAACAAUCACUCUAGAAACAAACGGCCCGACAUGGCGCCCUUCCAAACAAGCGUCAACAUUGGGGACGAUAGUCGAGAUGGACAGGAAGUGAUAGAGGUGCAAAUAUUACCACAGGAUGAGACGUGGGGUGAGAAUACAACGGCCAUAACUGGCAAUACCUCAGAGCAGAGCAUUUCCAUGGAAGAUGUCAGUUACUGGCAAAUGUCUGACGAUACGGGGAUUGGCUUUGCCUGUCAGCGAUAUCUGGAGCGAACACUAUCGUUUCUAUUGUGUCUAGUUGCCUUCGUAAGCCCGGUAGCAAUGGCUGUUUUACCAAAGGUAGGAUUCUUUCCUGCGGCUUUCGACAACCUAGACUUGUCGCAAAAUGAUCGGUUGAAGCUGUUGGCAUGCAACGCAGAGUGUAAGGGAAUGCUAGUGUCGCUGGCGGCUAGGAUGCUGUUGCUGGCGAUAGGAGUGUGGGCGCUUUUCCUGAAGAAACCAGCAGCCAUCAUGCCGCGAAUAUUUUUCUGGCGAGCCUUCGUACUGUUGCUGGUUCUCAUCACUACCUUCGCGUAUUGGCUGUUUUAUAUUGUACAAGUAACCGAAGGCACGAAAGCACUUGUGACCGGGUCGGAAGCCGUAGAUUACAGUACGCUAGUACAUUAUUCUAUAAGUUUCACGGAUACGCUGCUAGCCAUAUUCUACGCGGCAGUGGUGCUCAUUUCGAUUAGACAUAUUGAGCCAGUUUACCACAUCAAAGUAAUAAGAAGUCCAGAUGGCGAGUCUCGUAACUACAGCAUAGGGCAGCUCAGUAUACAGCGCACUGCAGUGUGGGUGCUUCGUCGGUAUUAUACUGAGUUCACGAUCUACAACCCAUAUCUGGAGCGGCUGCCCGUGUCUAAAUCACAGCGAAAGGCGUUGUCCUCGUUCAAGUAUUACGAGGUAGAUGGUGCAACACCUGCACAACAGCAGAAUCAAUCACGAGCGGUCUUGGCUGCCCAUGCUCGACGUCGUGAUUCUUCGCACAAUGAACGGUUCUACGAGGAACAUGAAUACGAGCGGCGAGUCAAGAAGCGAAGAGCUCGUCUGGUGACGGCAGCCGAAGAAGCCUUUACCCAUAUCAAGCGUCAAACGAAUGACCCACCCCAAACCCAAGCGCCGGUUCUUCCUCUUGACCCGCAGGAGGCAGCUCAAGCUAUUUUCCCAUCAAUGGCACGUGCCCUGCAGAAGUAUCUUCGUGUAACACGCCAACAACCGCGUCACACAAUCGAGUCCAUCCUGAAGCACUUGGCCCACUGUCUCAAGUACGACAUGUCUCCGCGGGCUUUCCUGGAACCGUAUCUCGUCGAGACGCCCGUCCUUCAAAACGACAAAGAACGUCGAACCAACCACAACUGGGCGUUGAUCUGUGACGAGCUGCUCUCCAGACCAAUCGGCGAUGGUUGCACCUUCCAGCUGAUCCAGAACGAUGUUUUGCUCACCGUAACAAUCAACAAGAUCCCGCACUUCACGAUCAGCGAGGAGGUGAUCGAUCCCAAGUCGAACAAGUUCGUGCUGAAGCUGAAUUCGGAGACCAGCGUGUGACCUCCUCGAUCCGUGCGUGACCAACAGUUUUUGCAUCUUGUACAACCGCAACACCAACAGCAGCACGUGAUCAAACUGAACGAACGCAACGAAAUCCUCACCCAGCUGAACCUCAUUCUGGCCGGGAAGAAACGCAACCGGAAGAUCCAGGAUCGCCUGGUUUAGGGCAAUUUUCGUGAAAGUGGUGUGCCUCCAUCGAGAGGGUGGGAUUGUUUGUCGAGUGAAUCACGUUUUUGUGUGUGAGUUGUUUCAAGAAAAAAAGAUUCAGUGAAGAAGCCUGUAAUAGCUAUGAUUUUGGGGCGCACCGAAAAAGAGUCACCGAACAACAAAGGUGAAGUUCAGCUCACAGGAAGUGUAUAAUUGUAGGUUAUCUAGCUGGUAGUGUCUAAGACCUUUUCGAUGGUGUGUAAUUAUCCCGAAACAAAUGACCAUGUCGCGGCGGCCAUCCCAAAUGGUCGUGGAAAUAUUCGAGGCACGUUCAAUCGACUGCCUAGGAGCGGGGACCGGCCGGCUUCUAAAAAAUCGCUUCAUUAACAUGCUCUCGAUGCGGUGUUGUCCACAUCGUGGGGACCGGCCACAACAACUGACCCCCGGCAGGUAUAUGUGUAGUAAGAUGAAGAUCCGUGAACGGGCGCAGGAACACGAGCAAACAUAAAGACAAAUUAAUAAUUUGAAUCAUAAUACGCUUGCGGGGAUUUGCAUAUCAUUACGAAAUCAAGUCAGCUUUACUUGCUUCACCGUGUUCGACCAGAGGAAAGGUUCAGAAUGUAAAAUUAUUGUACACAUCUCUUUUGGGUAUCGAAAGCUGAAAAGUUUGUCUGUGAGUAUAAUUUUCGAUGCACAUACGAGAAAUUAGCAAAAAAGAUAAGAAGCAACUAGAAACACCACUGCCAAAGUAGUUAACAUUUCAACUCCGGUGCGCUAUCACUGAACUGUAUAGUUAUCUUCGCGAGUUAGCAUAAUGUUUUUAAACAGAACUCAUCAUAACUGUAAAACAAUAGUUUAAAAAAGCAACCGCAUCGAAGUUCAGUGAGGUGAGAUCAAUUCGCCUUUCACCUCGUCAAAAAAAAAACCCGAAAUGUUCGCGCUCUCUUUCGAUUUUAAAAUUUGAACGGUCACUCAUGCAUACACAAAACUCCGAUAAAGACUGGAAUUUCUCUCUCUCCGAUACGGACAAAUUGAAACAAAUUAGUAAUAUUAUUUUUUUAAUGUCAGGGUUAAUUUCCCGAUCGUUUAUGGUUCUUUUUUUAAAAUCCCCUCCUUCGUUCCAUCGUUCUUCCCGACUCGCCCAAAAGUCUUGAAUCGCUGUUGCGGUCAACUUUAUUGACGCAUUGAAUAAUCUAAUCCGGCCGAACGGGCCUCAAUAAUUAGCAUGAAAACGUAUAAAAUCGAAGCGUAUCGAGAAAAGCGUUUGAAAACCGCGUCGCCUCGUGUCGCUGCUGUGGGAGACGUCGCUUUCAAUAGGGUCAACCGACUGCCGAGUGACAACGUGCCGGAUGAUAAGCUUCACGCUGUGUGUUACUUUGUGUGUGCAGCACGGCAUGAAAUGUCCAAUAAUUAGCUUGGCAUUUCGGAAUAAUAAGUCUUGAAAUCCCUCUGAGAAUUGCGUAUCCGUCCUUUUUCUGCAAUCCAGUUCUGUGUGGCCAAAAAUGGGUGCAGUCACAGACAGUCGGACAACCUCUGCAAUGAAAGAUUGCCAGAUUGAAUUAGGUUGGACAUUUUUGAUUUUUCAAUUUAGUUGAAAAUUUGUUGAAUACAAUUGCAAAAAAAAUGCCACGUCUGGACAAAUUCCACGUUUCUGAACACAGUUUCGAGUUCAAUUAUCUGUGAGGUUGCCGUUCCACCUUGGCUUCGCCUAAUUCCCACCGGACACAUUGCGGCGGCACGUUGAUGGGGAAGGUCCCGGCGUGGUGCAUUGGGCCGUGCGCUGGCGUCGUCGAUGGCAACCGUCUUCACCUCUCUCAAAGGGGGAAAACAACUCAGUUGGGAAAUGCCAAGAAGGAGAGAGCGAUAAUCAAUUUUACUGCGCUUUUUGAUCAACUCUCUCAUGCUUUCGGACAUGGAUCUGUUUCCUGCCGUUGGUAAUUUUCACAAAUUUCAACCGCCAGCAAACCACCUCAAUGUAGCAGUCGGGCUCCAGCUUAACCCCUGCUGAGUAUAGAUUUCUUUAGCAAAUUUAAUUUGUGACCGCACAAUUUUCUCGACCGCCCUCUCCUUAUUUUGGCCUGGUGCACACCUUCUUUUCAUCCUUGCGCCGCGAGAGUGUAACUUAAUCUGAAAUUUUGUGCGGUUUUCCCUCUCGGAUACUUUUCCUCCAAAUAAGGCUAUGGCGAUCGAAGCAAGCGGUAUGCAAUCUGUUGAACAAUGGGAUAAAUGCUUGUAAAACGUCCAAUACAAUUUGUUGUUUGAAAAACAACUUGUCAGAUUACCAAACAAAUUCGCAAAUUUUAACUGUUUAGACUGUUUAAAAAUUAUAUACGCAAAACAGUCAAAUGAGAAAUGUUUCAACAGUAAAAUUUCACAUCCUAAAUAUAUCAUGUCUAUGGUCAUUAUGCUUGAUCAGGGCACAUCCGAGACAUCUUACUUUCCAAAAACUGACAAGCUUUAAGCGAAACUUCUUUGGGAACACCGUAGAAAGUCUCUCUGACCCCUUUAAGAAUUUGAACAUCAACACUUGUCGGCUUUCAAAUCCAAAUCAUAACAUAUAAGGCUUUCUAGUCAGAAAUUUACCAACACAUUCAAAGCAUGUUUACAUGACAGCUGGACGUUUG